AUGGUGCUGCGACUAGGAAGAUGCAAGUCUAAUGGUAAUGGUAAUGGUAAUGGUAACGGUAAUGGUAAUGGUAAUGGUAAUGGUAACGGUAAUGGUAAUGGUAAUGGUAAUGGUAACGGUAAUGGUAAUGGUAAUGGUAAUGGUAACGGUAAUGGUAAUGGUAAUGGUAAUGGUAACGGUAAUGGUAAUGGUUAUGGUAAUGGUAACGGUAAUAGUAGUGGUAAUGACAAUGGUGAUGGUAAUGAUAAUGAUAAUUGGGUAAUGGUAAUGGUGAUGGUGAUGAUAAUGGUAAUGGUAAUUGUAUUGAAAAUGAUAAUAAUGGUAAUGGUGAUGGUAAUGAGCCUCUUCGGCUCGAUUCUUGCGCAAGUAAAAGUUCGGCACCACUAA
Molecule: messenger RNA, 387 nt
Organism: Closterium sp. Yama58-4
Lineage: Eukaryota; Viridiplantae; Streptophyta; Zygnematophyceae; Desmidiales; Closteriaceae
Source: the annotation of a GenBank genome assembly